AUGAGCCGAGCACGUCAAUUCAGCUUGUUGUGUCGAACGCCAGUGCUGAUUCUUACGUGCUCCGGUGAGCCACAUGUUGUCAGUGAUUCUAAGCCCUUGUCAGCUACGCCUAUGCAGGUCGAUGUCUCGCACACUGUUCGCAAUGUGGACGAGGCCAAAAAGGGCUUCCUUACCCGCAAUUGGAAAACAUGCAAAAAUGACAAAGAGGUCAGCGAAUGGAUUGAAGGGCUCACGUUGAGCAAAGCCAACCGCACCAAGUUGGCGACUUGGACAGCGCAUGUCCAAAAAUGGCACUCAGAUUCCAGAAGGACCAGAGAUUCCUCCUCCAUCAGACGAGUGGAUUUGCAUCAAGCCCAGCACCGGAUCGGAACUGUGGGUCAAAUUCAUGGAUACAUCGAGGUUGAAUGA
Molecule: messenger RNA, 408 nt
Organism: Symbiodinium natans
Lineage: Eukaryota; Dinophyceae; Suessiales; Symbiodiniaceae
Source: the annotation of a GenBank genome assembly